This is a messenger RNA of Podarcis lilfordi (Lilford's wall lizard), 42626 nucleotides long. The record is from the annotation of a GenBank genome assembly. NCBI's taxonomy places the organism in Eukaryota, Metazoa, Chordata, Lepidosauria, Squamata, Lacertidae.
ACCUGAUAGCCGCGCUUUCAUUGGCCGGAGUGGGGGGCAUCGCGCAUGCGCCUGACGCGAACAGAAGCCUCACGCCCGGCUCGCGUCGAGUCAGUGACGUCACCCGGUCCGGCGCCGGCGUCGCGUGCGUGACCGGUCACUCUCCUCUCGCCUUCUCUGUCUCUCGCUUUCUCUCUCUCUCUGCUCAUCCAACAUGGCGGCGGCGGCCGGUGAGGAGCAGUACCCUUUCCAAGGGCUUCUUCCCAAGAAAGAGACCGGCGCUGCCUCCUUCCUGUCCCGGUACCCGGAGUAUGACGGGCGGGGAGUGCUCCUGGCCGUCCUAGACACGGGCGUGGACCCCGGAGCGCCAGGCAUGCAGGUAAGGCAGCACGGGCGGGGUGGGUAGUGUUGCCUAGCGGUGAGAGAAGGGACCCCCAUCUCUUCCUUGGGGGGUGGGGGGGCGAUUUGGGAAGAGGAGAUUGAGCCACUCCUGUUGUGGGGAUUUGGAUAGCAGUGGAGGGAAAACAGAAAAUAUUGGGAAAUAGGUAUUAUUAUUUUUUAAUUACCCAUAAUAAUAAUAAUGAAAUUUUAUUUAUAUCCCGCCCUCUCCAGCAGAAGCCGGGCUCAGAGCAGCUAACAACAGUAAAAUAAUAAAAUCAUUUCAUUAUAAAAUUAAUGAGACUUAAGUGACAGAAUGGUAGGUGUAUUCAUCUGGAGAAAGCCUUAAAGGGUAUGAGAGGAGUCCUGCUGGGGCAGAUGCUUUUUCCCACCCUGGCCAGCCAGAUGGUUAUGGGAAGCAGGUUGGUGGUGGGAAAAUAGAGCCUUAUCUUGCUGUAUUCAGAGGCACGCUGUCUCUGCGAAGUGCACGUAUAACCACUACGGCUUGCAGCUGCUCCUAGGCUCGUGGCAAUUAUUUUUAAAGCUUGGCAGACUUGUUGUGUUGCGAGUAGCUUGCAAAUGUUCGCAGGGAAUCCUUUUAAAGGGCAAAGAUAAAGGGAGAGCGGUUCUUGUGCAUAGAACGUGUUAGCUGAAGCGGGCGAGUGUGUUAAAAAAACGAUGGCAAGGCGGUUAUGGACCAGGCUUGACAAGAGAGCCUGUGCGUGUGGUCUUAUAUUGUAGGAGAGCAUCCUUGUUUUUGCGUUGUACAGAAGAUGACAGUGAAACUUGUGGUGCAUUGAAAAUGUCCAAGCUGAAAGAUGUUAGUUCUUUCCGGUGCUUUUGUCUCUGAGCCUUUGUUCCAAAUUAUGCAUUGAUUGAUCCUGUCACAUGUCUCUGCUUACUUACAGGUUUUGUUGUUUUUGGUUAAAUAAUACUACUAUUCUUCAGAACACUCUGCAACUUAUUCAUACAGAAUUGUGGUAGUUCAUUAUAGAAAGGAGAGAUUUUAUUAAGAUAGAGUUGUACAAAAUGUAAUGAAGGAAUAGCCCUCUUCAAGUUCUGACUGCAAUUGGUCAAGGAAAGCCACCUAAGUAUAGUUAAAUUCAAGGUAGAACAGAUUUAUGAAAGGUCAGAGGAGUUACAUUUCAGAAGCACUUGCCUCAUGUGCAGUGUUUAAACUAGAGAUGGUUUAAGCAACUUACGGUAUGUGGUCCUUCAAACUCACAUCAUUACUGACGGUUGGUUACACUGACUAGGACUGAUGGGAAUUGAGUCCAACAAGAACUGGAGAGGCACAGGUUUCUGAUUUAUGGUUUAAAGCAAUUACCGGUACAUGUUGGAAUAAUAAAAGUAACACUUAUUAUUUGUCCAAACGUGUUAAUGAUAGGUUGCUGGUAGGUUAAUGGUAGGUUGCUGUGAUAAAUUGUUCGCGGUGGAAAAAAGCAAACCAGUUAUGCCAUACUAGGCAUUUGGCUUAGGUUUAUUGACUUUGAUUAUAUUUACCUAGCAAGUUUUUUGAUAAUCAGAUUUGAAUCACAAGGGAGUACCUUGAUUUUUAAUGGACAGGAGGAGGAAGGAGGCCAUUAAUUUUGUUUGAAGUGUGGGUGCAUCACAUGCUAAAUGUUUAUUACCCUUCUCAAAUCAAAUUAAAGCUAGUGGCACACUGCUGCCCCAUUUUAAGCACAAUUAAAUCUUAUUGAUUUAAGUGUGGCUAACUGUGUGCAUAAUUAUGGCUAUUGUCUCUUACAGUAGUACUGCAAGUAGAAAUGUAGCCUGUCUGCUUAAAAGUAAGCCUUCUAGCAAGCAUAUGAAUUUACAUCAACUUCUUUGGUUGGUCUUUCCCCCCCAAGAUCCAGGUAUAUUUUCUUUUGAAGCAAAUAGCACUGAUAGGCAUGUUUCUUGUCCAGCAUAUAUUGAAUGCAUAACAGUCAGCAUUCUCCCUAAGGCUUUUGUUCUAUAAGUAAGUGUAGGUACUUCACUUCACUAGAGAUAAUAUCCCUUUCUCUAGUAAGUAGUAAUUCUAUCCUCCUUAAAUGAUAAAACAUUUUGACACUGUUUGUAAGGAUGCACAUUUUUUGACAAGAGUUGGACCUGUCAUAAAGUUAAUGGAACUAAAAUGGCUUCUGAUUAAAUUGACUGGGUUGGCUUUUCUCACGAGACUGGAGAGAUGAAAACAGGCUCUGGUAAUCUUCUGGAGAUGCUAUGAAGCAUGACAUGAAUGACUAGGGAGGUUGGGAGGGAAUUAAGCUUAAUGUAAUUGUAUUGUUAAAUUUUGCCUCUGGGAGAACUUGUUCUUCAUCAGUUAACUAGUUAUUCAAAGUAUAGUUGCUGUGUUUGGGGUGUUAUAAUUGCUCACAGUUCAUGAAUAAGAUCAAGCAUCUGAGUUAAUUGAGAAAGGUAGUCUUGCAUGUUUGCAUUCCUUAGUGUAGAAACACUCAGUAGAAACUUUGUUGAAAAACAGUUUCCUGGCGGAUUGAAACAUGAAGUACAAGCACAACAGUUGCCAUCAUCAGAACUAAAACUUAUGGGAUUCCAGCUGCUUUCUGUUAUUUAUUUAUUUGUCUAUUUAUUUAUUUUGUAUACUGCCCUUCCUUGAUCUCAGAGCAGUUUACAAGAUUAAAAUGCAAGAUAAAAGCACAAAACACAUUAUAAAAAUAAACUAACACACGUUCACACACACACCAAUGGCCCCCACUCUGCCCACCCUUUCCCACAAACACAUUUAAAAGGGUGUAGGACGUUAAUCAUCCAAAAGGCCUGAUUGAAAAGAAACAUUUUUGCCUGGCGUUUAAAGGUGUAUAAUGAAGGUGCCAGCCGAACCUCCCUGGGGAAAUGAUCACAGGGUCCAGGUAGUAUCAUAUGGAGAGAUGUGGCCCAUCUUCCAUCCAGGCUGGAACAUUGCUAGAAUUUUGAUAGCUGGGUUCUUGAUGUUUGGCUUCUUCUAUAUAUUACGGGGUGGAGGGGGGAGAUAGCUGCUGGCUGUUGCGUGAAUUGUUGGCACUGCUCCUGACUCUCCAUUGUGAAUGUAAGCAUAGCCAGUCUCACCCUUGCUUCAUGUGUACUUACUUCAGUAUAGGUGCUGGAGGGUUUUCACAUUGGGCUGAUCAAUUGCAGACUCCGAGAGGUUUGGCACAAAGGCUGAAUUAUUUCCUGUCCUUCUGAAAUAGGGCAAUUAUAUGUUUGCUCCUGCAAUGUAUUUUGCCUUGUGAUCUUAUCAUUUCCUGUUAAGAUCUGCCCCUGUCUUGUCACAUCCACCCACAUGUCCUUCCAUACAGCUGUUGUUUGUGACAGUAUCCUGUUUGUCUGCUUCUCCCUGUGUUGUAUCACUUCCUAUUGCAUCCCACACUCCUUAUCCUUAUCUCUAACCAUCUCUUUCUCUCUUUUUUUAAAAAAAGAAACACUUUUGAGAUGGAUGUGCGAUUGGACAAUCUUAGUGUUCCUAAUUGGUAUUCCAGGGAUAAAUACUUUAUGGGUGCCAUCUUUGAAUAUUUUUUGGCCAGACAUUUAUACUAUUUUAAUCUAUUAUAUGAACUUGUCUCCUUCCUGAGGUCAUCACCGAAGGACAUCUUAAGGGUUCCAUCUAUGACAAUCAUCCAUUCAUGUUACCUUCAUUCGAAUGGCCUCCUUUUUAUAUAAAAAGGGGCAGGCUUUCUGUUCGCCCGCAGAGCAGUUUCUGUGGCAGAGAAACAACCUCUUCCAAAGCCCUAGCUGACAUAAGGUUGGUUGUGCAGGAGAGAUUUUCCUUCUCUCUGCCCCUCUUUGAGCCACUGAAGACUUUCCCUCCUGUUGACAACAGUGGGAGGGAAAAUAGCUGCACCAUCUCCAGGGAUGGCGUAUUUUUUGUUUGGUUUUGUGGGGAUACAUUGGGGAAACAACAGGGUAGACACAGUGAUCAGCAUCCCCUCAGUUGCCCUCUUGGGAGCUUGGGAUUGUUCCCUUUGCCUGUUUUUAAUCUUCACGCUAAUUAAGUUGAAGCUAUUACUCUUAUUUUGCUGCAGUUAUCUGGAAAAACACAUUAUUGAAUAUGUGUUUAUCAUACUGUGUUUGUGCUCUUUUAAAUCAAAUUUGUACUGUUUGAACGUCGUUAUUCUAUCCUGCCACAGCUCACAAUAUAAUAUAUUUUUUUAAAAUUAAUGCAGAUAACUUUGUUUUAGGAAACAGUUUGUUCCACACCAAGCAGAAGAUGUCCUGCACUGCGUAGGACAUACAUUUUUUUCAAGAGUUCCUGUGUCUAUGGAGCAUUUAUAUUUGUAUCUCCUAAUUUUUUAUUAUUAUUUUCAGAUUACAACUGAUGGGAAACCUAAGAUAAUUGACAUAAUAGAUACAACAGGCAGUGGUGAUGUAAACACUUCAACUGUUGUAGAACCAAAAGAUGGAGAAAUCAUUGGUCUUUCAGGAAGAACUCUGAAGGUAAAGGUUAUUUUGAAUUAAAGUUGGUGGCCUCUUCUGGGUCAUCCUUCGGUUGAAAAUUCCAAGAUACUCUGUUUAAAUAUGACAGGAGUUUACAGAUUUGAACCACAGGCAAAGUACUCUCCAGCUAUAUAUACAGCAGGACGAUCAGUAAUCUCAAAACACUUUGAAAGUCCUAGUUGCGCUCCUAACAUUUAAUUGUACUUAAGUACCGUAUUUAUAAAAAUUGCAUUGGGGGAAUACAAGGCCUAGUUCUUGUCUGUCUGAAGGAAUGCCUUCUAUAGUGUACACUGAAAUCAUCCAGAGAAUUUGCUUUACAGCUGCUCCUCUUAGUAGGUGGUCAUAGGUCAUCACGGUGACAGUCCACCAGUUGGGAAACAAGCCUGCCUAGGGUGCUUGUUUGUCUCCUUACUGGCUUUCAACUAGCAGCUGAAAGCUUUUCUUUUCAAAUCGUUUCUUAAUUGAAUCUAGACUCAAGCCGGACUGUUUGUCUUUUAAAUUCUGUUGUUUUUGUAUGCUGCAUAUGUUUUUGUAUUCUGUUGUAAACUGCCCAUGGAACUUUUCUGUUUAUAAUAAUUCCCGAAAAUUAACAGCAUACGUAGAGAUUGGCUCACUCAGAAUGCGGCACACGCAAGUUGAUACUUGAUAUUUAUACUGAGGCUUGUGAAAAGAUUUCAGAGUCUACAUGGCAGCCAGAUUCUUAAGACAUUGUAGCUGUUCUAAAUCCCCACUUCAAGUUUUUACAAACCCUGAUAGCUUGGCCCUGGUGAUUUACUUGUUUAUUCAGUGCAGUCCUGUGGCUGCAGUCCAGAGAAUGGACUGGCAGGAGUGAACCCUUGUACAUUGAGAUAUUGCUUGCUGUUUUCACUGAACUGUUCCCACUGCCAGAGAAACAAGCUACCUUUUAAAAGAGCAGCUUCCCCCUUUGACACAAGAAACUGCAGUUCAUCAAGAAAAGCUAAGACUUUGUGGAUUGUUCUCUUUCUCAUAUUUAUUUAUUUAUUUAUUUAUUCAUUGCAUCCCAUCUUUACUGUCUUCCAUAGUAAAAGGUCAGCCUAUUGGGUAAUUUGCUGUUAUGUUGAGGCCUAGAGUCUUCAAAGGCCUUGUUUGACUGACACCAGAGUAGUAAACUCUUAAGAUGAAGAGAAUAUCCUCAUGUUUGCCAGUAGCACUCAAGGGUGCUCUGUAGUCAUGCGCUUUAGAUUUCUCUGGUGGCAUUGUCAAGUUUUGCAACCUGAUGCUAUGCAUGUUUACUUGGAAGGUCAAUGGGUUGAAGCCAGUGGUGUCACUCAGCUGAUGACAAGGCUUCCAACAGGAGAAUAGGGUGGGGUUAAUUUUAAGUGAUUUCCCUUGCCUCCCAGUCUGCUGGGGAAGGCUACUCAUCCUGCAGCAGAUUGGGAAGACUACAGAGGGGAAGGGGAAAUAGUUGAAAAUUGCUUCUCUCCCCCAUUCUGUGAUGGAACCCUUGCUGUCGGCUGGGUGACACAAUUAGAUAUCACCUUAUGAAUUAACAACCCGUAUCAGUCCUACCCAGAGUAGACCCAUUGAAAGUAGCGGACAUGAGUAACUUACGUCCAUUAAUUUCAGUGGGUUUGAGUAUAACUCAGUUUGAUGCAACCCAAAAUCUACAGCUUCAGUCAUAUUCCUAAUGUAUUUUUAUAACAUCAUUAUUUUUAUUAUUUAUUAAAAUUCUAUACCACCCCUCAUCUGAGGAUCACCGAAUGAUUUACAAUAUAAAAACGGGAGAAAUACCAUGGUAACAAACAAAAACUAGCCCCCCCCCCCAGUUUAAAAGGCCAUAGGUUGUUUAAUUAGCCAAUGGCCUGCAAGAAAAUGAAUGUUUUUGCCUGAUGCCUAAAGCUACAUAAUGAAGAUGCCAGGCAGGCCUCACUGGGGAGAGCGUUCUCAUGUUGCUUUCAUCCAAACCUCAUCUGGAGGAGGCACCCAAAUAAGGGCCUCAGAUGAUGAUCACAGAGUCCAGGUAGGUUCAUAUUGAGAGAGGUCAUCCUUGAGGUAUUGAGCCAUUUCGGGCUUUAUAGAGCAAAACCAGCACUUUGAAUUGGACCCAGAAACUGAUUGGCAGCCAGUGCAGUGAGGGCAGGAUUGGCAUUAUAUGCUCAAACCGUCUUUCACCAGUGAGCAACCUGAUCUCCUAAUUCCGCACCAGCUGAAGUUUCCGAACUAUCAUCAGAGGCAGCCCCACGUACAACAUGUUGUAGUAAUCUGGCAAUGGUCAUACAAGGCGACCAAAGCAAUGUACCUAUAAAAGAGACAAGCAUUCCUGUAGCUGUAUAACAGAGAAUAGAAAUUUGAUUGUGAAAGAACUGAGAAUAGGCUGGGCGUUAAUUAAUAUUCUUUGAAUUUUGUUGCACAAUACUAAUCUUCUUAUUUCUUAAGUCCUUUGCUUGCAUCCCAGGGGUAAGCCCAAUUGAAUGCAUUAGACUUAGUUGGAUGUACAGUAUAUAGGCAUAUGCAUAGGAUUUUGCUGUGAACAGGUUUAGCAGUUCACCAUUCUUAUUGUAUAUAUUUUGUGCAUGGUCACUGAGGUGGAUAGAACGGACAAAAUAUGUAGAUUCCUAAAUUCUACCUUUUUCAGAUCCCAACAGACUGGGUAAAUCCUUCAGGAACAUAUCACAUUGGCUUAAAAAAUGGUUAUGACUUCUACCCUAAAGCUCUCAAGGAAAGAAUACAGGUAAUUCUUUGCAUCUUCAUUUUUAAAGUCUUUAAUUUGUAUACAGGCUCUCUUUUUACACCAAAUUAUGCUGCAAAAGUAGCAACAGUACAUUAGAUUUGUUUAUUUGUAUCUACACACCCAAACAUUGUAGACCAAAAGUUUCAUAGUACGAAAGUAGCGCAUAAUAGAAAUUAUGUUUAGCCUGAAACAUAAACAUAAAAUGCUGAAUUUCCCUGGCAGAUCUCAACAUGCCCAUUUAAAAAGUGGGAAAAAUUGUUGCUCUUUCAGCAAAUAUUCAAAUAAAAUGAAGUAGGUUGGAAUAAAACAAAUUUAUUAAAGUUAUGUAAAAUUUAAAAAUAGCAUUAAAACAAAUUUAAAAGCCUGAAAACAAUGGAAUAAGCCUUAGGUUACAAUCCAAAGCCCCAGUUUGCUGGGUGAUGGUUUCAUAGGGCAACGGUCUCCCUCUAACUUGCCCAAAACAACUCUCCUGGCCUCUACCUGUUGAUAGAUUCCCACUGGAGGUAGCCUGCAGAAAGUCCCAAAACAGAUCAUUCUGGGGAAGUAGCUGAGCUGGCCUGGGAUUCAAUGGAUUUUUAGUUGACCUUAUUGCCAUCACUUUGCUCUGCUAGCCCAAACUAGGGAAGAGUGGUUUUGCUUCUCCCCCUUUUUCUCCAAUAGGCAUGAGUGGUGGGCAUGUAGCACCAGUUGUACCGCUGUGUCAUUCCCUGAUAUUUCCCACCCAGAGUUAGGAUUGCUCUGUUAGACUCUCAUGCUCCCUCCUGCCCUUCUGUGCUGUGAUUUCCCCUAUUCCUUCCUGGUUGGCCAAUGUUUCAACCCGCAAAGUGCGUUUUAUACUUGCCCUAUGUGAUUUAGCAUGGCAUGCAAGCCCGCCAUUUUUGGCACAAACCCUUUUUCUCAUUUGAGUGUGAAAAGAUGUCAUUGUUAAAAUUCAGUAUAUCAUCUCUUGCAGAAAGAACGCAAGGAAAAGCUUUGGGAUCCUGUUCACAGAUUGGUGCUCGCGGAAGCCUGCAGGAAGCAAGAUGAGUUUGAAGCUGCUCACAGCUCUCCAUCGCAGGUUACUAUUUUAGAACGAACUCCCCUAAGAAAUAUUGUUCUGUGUGACAAGCAGAUUUCCACUCACACAACAGAACGUCACACAAAGGGAGGGUCCCCCUCAAGCUUCUAGAACAGAUUUUGGAGUUUGAGGGGGAGGAAGAAAGGGAUGUCUUGUUUCAUGGGUGGAAGUCCAUUCUGUUUGUGUCCAGCCACCCUUGCAUAAGACCUUGUGAUCCAUUUUGUAAUAAUAUACACACAGGUACCUAACUUCCACCUUUCUCUGCAGGCUUCAUCUGCACUGCGUCGUGCAGAUGAGGUUUUGCCUUCUGUCUUGGGCUAUGAUGCUCCGUUGCGCAUGGCAUAUGCUUAUGUAGCUGUAAUUCGGGUCUAGCUGUACGUAAGCAAUCUGUUCAGAUAUAACUGGUUGCAGAAAAAGGGGAGGGGAGCAAAGAUCUCAUUCAGUAUGAAUAGGCUGCAUCUUCAUUUGUAAUUUAUGCCCUCAGCUCCCACUGAAGCGAGUGAUACACACAUGGCACAGCUGAAUCCGGGCAUCAUUGCGUUAGCAUACUUUAUGACAAAUUCUCAUCUUUCAGGAAAGCAAACUGAUGAAGGAAGAGCUUCAGAGUCAAGUGGAGUUGCUGAAUUCUUUUGAGAAAAAAUACAGUGAUCCUGGCCCUGUAUAUGACUGCUUGGUGUGGCAUGAUGGUGAAACUUGGAGGUAAUUUUUUUUUUAUGCCCUUAAAAUACGUAUUGUCCCUAACCUUAUCUGAUAUUUUGAAGCCGAGGGAAACCAAAAUGAUUAAUGGGAUGGAGACACCCUCCAAUAAGGAAAGUUUACGGCGUUUGGACAGAGAAGUGUUUUCUUCCUUUCUCAUGACACCAGAACUCAAAGCCAUCCAGUGAAACUGAAUGUUAGAAGAUUUAGGGCAAACAAAUGAAAGUAGCUUAGAAGCAGGGGUGAAGAACCUGUAGCCCUCAAGGUGUUGUUGGACUACAGUUACCAUCAGUGCAGCCAGCUCAGUCAGUGGUUGGGGAUGGUAAAGUCUUAAUGACAUCAGGAGGGCCACAAGUUAGUCACCCCUUCUUUGAAGCCUGACCACUAACUGGGCCAAAUGUCACCCUGCCCAGGACUACUGCCACUUACUUGGGUGCCAGUUUUUAAGAUUAAUCAGCUGGAGUGAAAAUAGUUCCAUGUAGGAGGUGCCUGAUGUUGCUGAUCUUUUAGCAGAGGGGAUGAAGUGAGCCACCCUCAUCUCUUCCACUGAGGUACACAGCUGGAACGGCGGCUACCAAGUGACAGGGGGUAUGUUGGAUGUUUACUAGGGGCCUGUGCGUUACCAAUGUUUAUUUUCACAAAUAAAGCAGUUUGGGAACUUGCUCUUCAGUCCUGCCUAGAGCUGCUGUACAACCGGUGAGGCACAAAAAAACUAAAUACCGUAUUUUCCGGCGUAUAAGACGACCCCCAACUUUUCCAGUUAAAAUAUAGAGUUUGGGAUAUACUUGCCGUAUAAGACUACACCUCUUCCAACACACACCAAAUAAAAAUUAAAAAACCAGUCUCUAGUCCCGCUCGGAAAUCCGCUCCACUUCCCAGUGGCCGGGGGGCUUCUGGGGCCAGUUUUCAAGCAUAUUUCUGCUUCAUCUAGAGAGCUUGGUGUUCUCUGAUUUAAUUUGCUGUCGUUUUAUCCUUUGGUGGGGAGUUGCUGCAGGAGCUGCUGCUGUAGCUGGCGUAUAAGACGACCCCCGACUUUUGAUAAGAUUUUCCUGGGUUAAAAAGUAGUCUUAUACACCAGAAAAUACAGUAGUGUGUUUUGGUGCAGGCAGCAUGGCUGAUUGGGAAACCCUAAACUGAUGAACUCUUUCAUUUGUGGAAUCAGGUUCAUAAACUUGGGAACCACUGCAUGUAUUGGAAUGGCAGGAUAUUAAUUACCCUUUUUGGAUAGUUCAAUACAAGAAAAGAAAACUGUUAACUUGCAAGGUGUGUAUAUGUUCUUUUCUCUAGAGCUUGUAUAGAUUCAAGUGAAACUGGUGACUUUUCUAACUGCACAGUUUUACGCAACUACAAGGAAGGUCAAGAAUUUGGAUCGUUUGGCACGUCGGAGAUGUUGAAUUACUCUGUCAAUAUCUAUGAUGAAGGGAACUUGCUCUCGAUUGUCACCAGUGGAGGUAAGCUUAAUCAUCCAGAAACAAUUCUUCAGUGUCCUUCAUUUUCUUCCUUUUCUAAAUGUAUAGUUUGCUCUGUUUGGAAAGCUAAUGUUUCAGAUAAAUUAGAUAAGAUAAAAGGGAGGAGCCGUUGUGUUAACAUUCAGUUUCAAAGGUCAUUCCAUAAGCGGUAAGACGUGCUCACAGGCAGAUCUACAAAAAGUCUGAGCCUAUUUUAAUCACUCCAAUGCAAUACCUGAGUGAAGAGCUCCACUGAUGUGGUUGCAGUUUGUCACAUUGCAUGGACAACCUUCACAACACAAUAACACAUGGAACUACACAUUCAUGAUUUUCUGUGAACUGCCGUUAGGCCUCUGGGUAUAGGGCAGUAUAUAAAUUCAAAAUAAAUGAAUGAAUGAAUAAUCAUGAGCAUUUAUAUAGCUGCACACAUGAACCAAAGCAGUCUAUGAAAGAUGAGCAUUGCCACCUUUGGAGCCCGUUUGCAGAACAGCUAUCCGGAAUGCCUUUCCCAGUGCAAUUGUCAUGCUGAAUGUUACAUCAAAGAUCACGUUGAAAGGGCUUUGUCAGCAUUGCUUUGUAAGUGGUGGUAAGGAAAGCUGUAUACCCAAACUUGUAUGAAAAAAGUGGUUCCGCUCUUUUGAUGUGCAUUGUCUUUAUUCUUUCAGGAGCACAUGGGACACAUGUUGCUAGCAUAGCUGCUGGGUAUUUUCCAGAUGAACCAGAUCGUAACGGGGUGGCCCCUGGUGCACAAAUUCUCGCAAUUAAGAUUGGUGAUACGAGAUUAAGCACCAUGGAAACUGGCACUGGCCUUAUCAGAGCUGUAAGUAUUGGCAGAGUUGUUACAUGGAAGACUAUAGAAUCAUAGGAUUUGCAAGGAUCAUCUAGGCCAAUUCCCUGCAAUGCAGGAAUCUUGCCCAGCGUGGGACUCCAACCUCAGCUAUCUCAGACAACGCUAGUACAUGUCAUGUGUCAAUGUGUUUUUGGAGGGGAGUGCAGGUAGAAUUUUGUUCAUUAAAUUUUGUUCCAGUUGUCCAUGAAAUUCCCCUUUACUUCAAGGGAACAGUAGUUCUUUGGAAAUGAAGAAGUGCACACUUGCUUUCAGAGUACCACUGCCAAGCGAUUAGCAUGAGUGUACAUAGCAAGCGGCUAAAAAUAAUUCUGAGCGGUCACUAGUGGCAAAGAGUGAAAGGUCACACACAUUUUAAUUUAAACAAGAGAUAGCCAGCUGCUUCAAUUAAAUCCUCCUCAGACAAGCUGCCUGAGGAUCACACGCACAUACUAUUUAUAUUAAGCAUUUUCGCCCCAUUCUUCGGUCGAAAGGCUGCUGGAGUAGCUUAGUGGAAAAAUAUGACCCUGCACAUUGACCGAGAAGCAGUCGUUUAGGUCUCCUCUUCCCGCCAUCUGCUGAAAGAGCUGUGUCAUAACCACCUACCAAAAACUUUAAAGAUGCUGUGUCAGACACACCUUUGUAAGAAGGCAGACCCGCCACCAAAAAGACCCUUGCUUGGGUCCCCACACCAUGGGAGUAAUACCAGCUGAUGAUGAUGAUGAUGAUGAUGAUGAUUUAUACCCUGCCCAUUAAAAACUUCCCUAAACAGGGACCUGCUUCUUAAAAGUUGUAUGUGAUCCUAGUAAAAAUGCCAGUUAGCAAUAUUGUGCAAGCACAGUGCCGCAGUAUGCAUUGUGGUUUAAGCGUUGCAAUUCUCUUAACUUCAACAGAUGAUAGAAAUAAUAAAAUAUAAGUGUGACCUUGUCAACUACAGCUACGGAGAGGCAACUCACUGGCCAAAUGCUGGGUGAGUAGACUACGUUUUUAUGACCUUUACUUUGUUCCGUUGUGGGUAGCCAGCUCCAGUAUCCUAGUUUUCAGCUUUCAUCUACCGGAGUGUCUCUUGAUUUGCACGUGGUUCAAGGGAGUCUUGUUGUGCCCCAGAUCACUGGCCGAUUCCGCUUUCAAAGCCUAGGACAUGGGUAGGCAAACUAAGGCCUGGGGGCCGGAUCCAGCCCAAUUGCCUUCUAAAUCCAGCCUGCGGACAGUCCGGGAAUCAGCAUGUUUUUACAUGAGUAGAAUGUGUUUAUUUAAAAUGCAUCUCUGGGUUAUUUGUGGGGCAUAGGGAUUUGUUUCCCCCCCCCCCAAAAAAAUAUAGUCCAGCCCCCCCACAAGGUCUGAGGGACAGUGGACUGGCCCCCUGCUGAAACACGUUUGCUGACCCCUGGCCUAGGAGCUGGGAAGAGGUGGAGGCUCUUUGAAGAGGCAGCCACUGCAAAGCGGUGCGUGUAACAUGAAGGAAACAAAAUAAUGGGGGCAGGAGUCAUUCAUUUAAUGUGGCAUCACUUCUGCUUUGGAACACAGUGUCCUCUUUUAAAUACUUGCUGAGAGUUUUCUGUUUCAGUGGGCCUAUUCAGACAUGUGAUUUGGACACUUCUCUAUUUUCCCCAUUUGUUUUACAUGUUAUAUUGAAUUGUUUUUAGGUAUUUUUAACAGUUAAUAUAGGGAUGCAGGUGGCGCUGUGGGUUAAACCACAGAGCCUAGGACUUGCCAAUCAGAAGGUCGGCGGUUCAAAUCCCCGCGACGAGGUGAGCUCCCGUUGCUCGGUCCCUGCUCCUGCCAACCUAGCAGUUUGAAAGCACGUCAAAAGUGCAAGUAGAUAAAUAGGUACCACUCCGGCGGGAAGGUAAAUGGCGUUUCUGUGCGCUGCUCUGGUUCUCCCGAAGUGGCUGAGUCAUGCUGGCCACAUGACCUGGAAGCUGUACGCCAGCUCCCUCGGCCAAUAAAGCGAGAUGAGCGCCGCAACCCCAGAGUUGCCCACGACUGGACCUAAUGGUCAGGGGUCCCUUUACCUUUAGCUUUUAACAGUUAAUAUAUACGUUUCUCUUUUAUUUUGUAUUUUUUUAUCAUAGAGGUGUUUGCUGCCUUGGACUCCUUAGGAGCAAUUUAAAUUCAAUAAAUAAAAAAUAAAUAAAUCUUAGUUGCUAGCUUAGUGUUUCCCCAACUUGAGCUCCCAUGUUACAGACUGGUUGGAUGCAGAGGAAUGGUGGGAGGAACCAGCUGGGGAAGCCCCAAGGGAAGAAGGCUGAGAGCCUGGGAAGUAAGCAGUGAGUGGUCAAAGGGGGGACAGGGAAAAGACUGGGAGGAGGUGUCGGAAGCUGGAGAAGUAACAGGGUUUGGUGAGUGGGGGGAGUCUGUGGCAGAGAGAAGUCCAGAAUCAGGCAGAAGCUGAAGAGGGAGGCCAAGAGGCAGAGAUGACUCUGGCUAAUGAAGAAGCAGAAAUGUCUCUACCUCCUUCAACAAGCUCCCUUCCCCACUGGUCUCCCAGAACCAGGAGAGGCAUGAAAAGGGCAGAGGAAAAGUUAGCUUCGCACAGGCACGGUCUCGCAUGGCUUGGGAAAAGCCCUGGAGAGGAGGGGACUUAGGCAGCUGUGGGUAGGCGGGGACCUUCAGGCCUGGCAACUACUUCACGGGGGCAAGACUUGCCAGAGAUGAGUUGCUGUGCUCAUUAGGCCUGACACUCCUGUGCAGAUCCUCUUUUUGCUAAUAAAGAGUUAACUCCAACUUGCUAAGAGUGAUUUACUGCUGGCUCACUCUUCUUAUGGGACUACAACUCCCAUCAUGCCUAGCUAGCAGGACCAGUGGUCACGGAUGAUGGCGGUUGUAGUCCAACAACAGCUGGAGAUUCAAGUUUGAGAAAGUGUGCUAGCUCAUAAUUUUUAAGGGAGGCACUACAGGAAGUUAUCAGUUGAAGACAGUGUGCUGGAUUUUCCAGUCAGAUAUGUUGGCCACCUACAGAUACCUGGGGGACGGAGAACUGAGGGCAUUGGGUUAUUGCGGUCAUGCAGGGAAGUAUGUGGAAGGGUUGUUGCUUGCAGCAGGGAUGGGCAGAACGUAGAUUGGGAAUUACUGGUUGAUUGCUCUCUGGCUGGCGUGCAGUAAAUUGGCAAAUGCUUCUGGUUCCUCUUUUCUUUUUUAAGAAUAGCAACCACCAGACAAUUUUCCCACCUAAAUUAGAAAUUGCUGUGCUCAACAAGUGCUCAGAGACACCCUGUUCUUUAAUUUGAAGUGCAUGUAUUUCAAGCUCUGGUUGAUAGAUUUUUGGGGUUCUAGUAGAAAAACAAAAGUAGGUCUGAAGAGUGCCCAUAGGGCUGUUGAAGGAGGACACAGUUGCCCUGUGACUUGGAGGGUUUUAAAAAUAUUUUUUGCUUUUGCUUUUUUGCGCAGUGAAAAGCGCACACCCAGUGAAAAGCGCACACUAAUGCAGAAUUUGACAUUAUAACAUUUUCUUGCCAAGUGAUUCAUAGCUUUAGUUUUGGGUCAACUCCCACACUCUAAUCAAGGCAUUUUGGGAUGGGAGGCACCUUUGUGUGUUUUUUCCGGACAACCUGAGCAGCAGUCUGUUUGACUACAUUCCCAAAUGCUUCAGAUUAAGAAGGCAGGGUGCUCAUCCGUUACCGCUUUUCUUGAAACGGCCCUCUUUCUGUUGGAAGCCCUGGCCUUUCUCCAUCCAUACAGUGAUGUCACAGAGCUGCGUAAGUGGCAUCCGCUGCCAAGAAGUGGGCAGUAUGUUGCAAAUAGUAAAUGGCUUUAGGCUGCAGCAUGCAGAGAUCUUUCGUUGACAUUUUAAAUGGUUUUACUGAAGGAGUUUCAUAGAUAACAAGGGUACAUACAACAUCUCUGUUCUCAGUUGAUAGAGAUCGUUCUAGAGGUCAUUUACAUUCAUUCAGUGUGAGACGCUGCUGUCAUAGACAUGGGAUGGAAUGAAUUGGAGAGAGAUGGGGGGGGAAGAAAAAUGAUUUUUCCAUUCUUUGCUUCACAUAUGUGCAGAAUUUUUGUGUCAGCAUCAUGAGGAUAGGUUCUUUAUUUGUUACUUUCUUUUGGCGCUGUGAGAAGUUGGAGAGUAAAUCGCUUAGCGGUUCCAUUUAUCAUAAAGCAGUAUAGGAAUGUUUUUAAAUAAAUAGGAAUCUCUUCAAUGAAAACUGUCCAGCUCUGCCUAUGAGCAUUUUUCACAGGAGAAGAAGACAAGCAAAAAGGGCACCUGCUCAACCUUUUUCCUUUCUUUCUUGCAACUCUUCUAGGAGAAUAUGUGAAAUUAUAAAUGAAGCUGUAUGGAAACACAAUGUAAUCUAUGUUUCAAGCGCUGGGAACAAUGGUCCUUGCCUUUCAACAGUUGGUUGCCCAGGUGGAACUACAUCUAGUGUGAUUGGCAAGUAUUUUUAUCACUAUAUUUCUAAUUACAUAACAAUUCUGAGAAUGGAAAGAAACCAAUAUUUUAUUGAGGCUGGGAAUAGGUUUGGUGAUAAGACCUUGUAUUCUCAACCCCUUCAUCUUCCAAAUAACAUUCCAGGUGUUGGUGCUUACGUAUCACCUGAUAUGAUGGUUGCUGAGUAUUCCUUGCGAGAGAAACUUCCUGCAAAUCAGUACACUUGGUCAUCUCGAGGUCCUAGGUAAGUGAUAUAUAGAUUCAUGAGCUCAUAUGAGGCGUCGCAUUAUUUGACAAAAUCUGCCUGAAAGUAAAGGGAAAAUGUGGUUUUAAAAAACCUCGCUGAUCUCUGGGCCCUAUACUGAUGUAAUAGGAAUGACUCCUGAGAUAGUUUUGCAGCUUCCUGCUUAUCGUAGUGAAAAAUAGAUGCUGAGCUUUGAAAUAUCAAAUGCUGCAAGGUGGUCAUGAGCAGAAUAAGCAACACAGCCCAAGAAACCUUGUGUAAUUUAUCUAUCAGUUACAAGAUCAGGCCUUUUUCUUUUUUUCAAAUUUCUGAUACUUUGCCAAGAGCCUAGUAAGUAAGAAAGAAUCAAAUCCUAAUUGAUUUUAUUCAGAGAAGUGUUUGAGAAAAGACAUUAUUCCAGAAGAGACAGGAGUGGGAUGAGGAGAUAAAGGGUUUCAGUUAGUGAGUAGAUGCAGGCAACCAUUUAGCAAGUGGUAACUUAGUAUAAUAAAUAAUAAAAAUAAAAUAUAUUUCUUGUAUGCCACCCAUCAGACUGGGUUGCCCUAGCCACUCUGGGCAGCUUCCAACAAAAUACAGAGGGACAAAACAAAACAUCAAACAUUAAAAGCUUACAACUUGGCAAAGUAAUUGUUUCAUCCUGUCAAGUAGUGAGCAUCCGUAGCUGAGUAGCAUAAGGUUCUGGCUUCAAUCUCCAGAUAAAGGUUCCCAAUAAACAGUGGCUAGGAAAAAUCUCAGCCUUGUAUGCUAGAGAGCCUCUUGCCAGUCAGUGGACAUUUGGACUAUGUAUGUAAACCAAAAGUAGCUCCAUAUGCUCAGAUGAAGUGUGUGUUGCCAGGUGUACAUAUCCUUCUGUAAGUGGAUUAAAAAACUGAAUAAAAAAAAUCAAGAGAGAGGAGAUAGGUGACCAUUUCCCCCCCAUUGCUGGACAAUAUAGAUGGUCAGUAUCAAGUGAUUGUAUGCACACCACGGUAAGUCACUGCUUGGUAGGCUGUCAUCUAUAUUAAUGCAGCAUGUUGAUGGAUUAGCAUUCAUGUAUUUAGGAUUCUCUUACGGGAGUCAGAAGGGGAUUUUGCAUGGUUUCGUCUGUGUAUGACUCUAAAAGAGGAAUAAUUGAACAGCUUAUGACAGGCUUCCUCAAACUCGGCCCUCCAGAUGUUUUGAGACUACAGUUCCCAUCAUCUCUGACCACUGGUCCUGCUAGCUAGGUAUCAUGGGAGUUGUAGGCCAAAAACAUCUGGAGGGCCGAGGCUGAGGAAGCCUGGCUUAUGAAGUAACAGGGGGGUUGUUGGUGUAUUAACUAUAUUUUUGCUCUAUUUUCUAUUAAUUUCAGUACCGAUGGAGCACUGGGAGUAAGCAUCAGCGCACCUGGAGGCGCUAUUGCCUCUGUCCCUAACUGGACAUUACGAGGGACACAGCUCAUGAAUGGCACAUCGAUGUCUUCACCGAACGCAUGUGGUGGCAUUGCCUUGGUACUAUCAGGUAAUGUGGAACACCACUGUUUAAAGCAAGGUUCAUUUUGGUUAAAGCAAAAGAGUGUUUCAUAAUGUGCAAGAAAUUCAUAUGAUAAUGAAGAUUCACUUGUGAGGAGCAUUUCUCUUACUGCUGUCAAUGAAUUCCCCACCCCUUUUCUCUGUUACAGGACUUAAAGCUAAUGAUGUGCGCUACACUGUUCAUUCGGUCAGGAGAGCGCUGGAAAAUACUGCGGUGAAGGUGGAAAACAUACAGGUGUUUGCCCAAGGACAUGGUGUUAUUCAGGUAAUUACAAGCUGGAGCGCAAAUAAACAUAUCCUGUUGUAGUCAUCAAUAGUGUCUCAGUCUUUUAGGUCAGCUGAAGAACAAAUCUAUUUGUUGAUCAACAAAUGUAUCCCUGGUCUUCCACUCCAGUAUUUGAGGUUUAGCAUAAAAAAUUUCCUGUACUACUUCCUAUAUUUCUUCCUUGUUUUCAGUUGGCUCUCAUUCAAACCUAAUGGCUUACCAGACAAUACUGAAGCUGCAAACUAAGUGCUAAAACAAAUGCUUGAAAACAAUGCCUGAGGCAAGAGGCGAUGCCUGAUAUACAUUUUUUAUUUUAUUUAUUGAAUUUAUACCCCCAGGUCUAAGAGCAGUUCACGGAAUAAAAUGAAGAUCUAAAACCACAAAAUACAUAAUAAAAUGAAAACAACAACCCAAUACCCCCCCACACACAAAAAAAAUAUUUUAAAACGGCAUAGGAUGUAAGUUGGAUCAACCAAAGGCCUGGUUAAAAAGGAACGUUUUUGCCUGGCGCCUAAAGGUGUAUAAUGAAGACGCCAUGUGAACUUACCUGGGGAAAGCAUUUCACAGACAGGGAGCCACUGCAGAGAAGGCCCAUUCAGUGUUGCAACCCUCUGAACCUCUUGAGGAGGAUCUCAGGGGCCGGAUAGGUUCAUAUGGGAAGAGACAGUCCUUGAGGUAUUGCGGUCCUGAGCUGUUUAAGUGGCUUCUUUUAUUUUCUCAUAACCUGUUUUAUUCGUUGCUCUUUUCAUUGUUCUUUUGCUACCAGUUAGUUGAUUGCAAUCCUAUGCACAUUUAGUGAGAGUAAAUCCCAUUGAACACAGGCUUAGCAAAGACCCUGUGUUGUGGAAGUUUUUCUGUGUUUCUCACACAGUUUGGCAUAUGGUGUUACUGCUUAUCCUUAUAUCCUGCUUUUGAAAGAGCAUGCUGCUGAGUACCCACAGAAACACUAUUUAAAAUAUGAUAAUUUGAAAUCCAACCAGAUUUGAAAGAGAUAGAAAGUGAUCACACGAUAAAGUAUAAAGAUCCUCUACAGUGCCAGCUUAGCUGAGAAGGUCCUCCUAAAAGGGAAUAUAGUGGUACCUCAGGUUACAUAUGCUUCAGGUUACAUACGCUUCAGGUUACAGACUCCACUAACCCAGAAACAGUGCUUCAGGUUAAGAACUUUGCUUCAGGAUGAGAACAGAAAUUGUGCUCCGGCAGUGUGGCAGCAGCAGGAGGCCCCAUUAGCUAAAGUGGUGCUUCAGGUUAAGAACAGUUUCAGGUUAAGAAUGGACCUCCGGAACGAAUUAAGUACUUAACCCGAGGUACCACUGUAUCUUCAUCCCUUUUCUAAUAGGGUGAAAUGAGCUGUCCAGGUGUUCUCGCUGCUGGGUCUCUCUUGGCAAGGGCCUCUCCCAGGGAAGUUGACCUACUGAAAACAUUUCCCCUUGCCUUUGAACUGUUGGGCUCUUUUUCUUGUUUAGAAAGGCUGUGGCACAUUUUGAAGACGUUUCGUGCUUUCCUGCCAGGCUGGAAAGAGCCUUGCCCCGUGGAAACACUACGAAGAGCGCUGAAUUACCACUUUUAAGCCGACAUGGGCAUGAAAGUCAUAAAUUUUUUAAAAAUGAUGAUUUCCAUGGGCUUCCACAUUUUCAGUAAAUUCCCUUUUGAUUUCCCUCCCCGCCCCUCUCUCAAUAGGUUGAUAAAGCCUAUGACUACCUCAUCCAGAACUCAACAUUUGCUGACAACAUAGGCUUCACCAUUACUGUUGGCAACAACCGUGGAAUCUACCUCAGAGAUCCUGCCCAGGUAGCGGUGCCUUCUGACCAUGGUGUUGGCAUAGAGCCCUUCUUCCCUGAAAACACAGGUAGGAAAGGUGCAGCGAUAUUAAAUAUUUUCACGGCUGAACAAAGGGGAAAGUACGGGCUUAUGUUUAAGUUUGCCAUAAAAUCACAAGAAAACUUUUAAAUUUAAAAAUCCCUUGUGUUUAUAAUUUCUUCCUAAUUAAAACAGCUUCAGAUGGAUGGAGUAAAAUCCUUAACUUUGCACAUUCUUCUUCCAGACAACGCUGACAGGAUAUCUCUCCAGCUUCAUUUAGCUUUAACUUCAAACGCUUCCUGGGUUCAGUGCCCUACUCAUCUGGAGCUCAUGAACCAAUGUAGACAUAUUAACAUUCGCGUGGAUCCGCGUGGCCUGCGAGAAGGAGUUCACUAUACAGAGGUAUUGUCUCUCUUUUUUUGCAAAUUAUAUUUUAUUAGUUUUCAAAAAAAUUAAUGAAUUUACAUCCAAUGAAUACAAUUUAAUACAAAUGUAAAGUUAACUUCCUGCUCUGUUGGUUGGUUUUGGGGGUUUUUUUGGCCGUGUUUCCCUCCCCCCCCUUCUUGCAGCAAUUUAAGUAAAUUCCUUUACUUAAAAUUGUUUAACAUUUUUUUUAUUAUUAUUUUCAUUUAUCCUUUUCCAUCGGCCGUUCAUAUUUCAGUUAGUGCUCGUAACUAUAACAUGUUUCUGAUAAAUUCCAUAUAAUUACUCUUCACUGGCCUUUUUAGUCUUGGGAUGUAAACUUUCCACCAGUUUGGGUUGGGCUCUUGACAAUCAUUUGAUGGAGCAGGCGUCCUCCACAAACCACCCCCUGUAGCACUGGCAAGAGGACAGUAACAAAGUUCAGCUUGAAUUGCUCCAAGAGGCUGUUUGCAGAGGUAUGGUUUCAGAGAGGCAGAGGGGAAAAUUUUAGGAACACGUGUUCAGGAAGCAUUGUGAAUAAGUUUGAACUAACAAGCCCUGGGCCAGGGGUGAUGUCACGGGACUGCCAGGGAAUGCCUUUGAGGAGCGGGAACAGUCAGAGGGAGACAGAGGAGGAAGUGACGGAUGGGGAAGAGGGAGAGAGCCAGGAGGCGGAAAGGCUCUCCGAUGCUGAAGCAGAGCCCCAGCACCGCACAGGAAGUUCAGGAACAGACAGUGAGCCUGUGGCCGUCUGCACAGGAGAGGAGAGGGUUAAAACGGAGGGAGGAGAGACAUCCCAUGAAACUUCCCCGUCUUUUCUGUUGGAGGAGAAGCCGGAGAAGGCCACUCCCCGAAUCUGAACCGGACAAUUCGGACGCAUGAUUGUAAUGUGCUGCUUGUACAUAUGUAAAAUAAAGAACUGUAAAUAUCUCUGAGUGAGCAGACGCCUUAUUGUGAAGAGCAUACACAAGCCAUCACAGAUAGGCAACCUAAGCCCACACAUGCUCUGAGGGACGGUGGACCGGCCCACAGCUGCAAAAGGUUGCUGACCCCUGCCCUAGGCUGUCAAAAAUUAUGUGCAUUUGUUCACAAGGUGAAAGGGAAACAGAAUGGCGUGUGUUCAUUACAGGACUAUAUUUAAUGUGUUAGGGCAAAGGUGGCCAACACAAUGUCUUCUAGAAGUUUGUGCAGCUCCCAUUGACUCUUCUAGCUGGGGCUGAGUGGAGUUGUAGUCCUACAGAAUGUGGAGGGCACCCUGUUGGCUAUGCCUGCGGUACAGUUCCAGAGUUCCAGGAAGUAUAAUCGUAAAAGAUUAAUACAUGGCAGCUUAUCAGUAUCUUCAAAGGACUGAGGCUUGUUUUUAAAGGCAAUUCCUAAUUUUAUUGCAUUUUCAACUUUUUUAGGUGUGUGGUUAUGAAAUAUCUAUGCCUAACGCAGGCCCACUCUUUAGAAUUCCAGUGACUGUUGUUAUACCAGCAAGGUAAGUGACUUUUUUUUUUUUUUACUACGCCUUGCAAUGCUUUAUUGAAAACAAACUUGCAACUAAUCUUCAUGGGAAGAUCUGGCUUCUAUCUCUACCUUUGUAUCUUUCACCACUACCAGUAGGCAGAAUGCAAACCUUCCCUUAUAUAAUGCGAUAGUUAAAAUGGCAAGAGUGAGCACUAGCAUAGAUCACAGGCUAGAAAGCGGGACAACAAAUUUCCAGGCUCUGACAUGGACUCAUUGUUAGAAUUUUGAGAAGUCGCUUACCGUCCCAUCAUUUCAAUGGGAAUCAUUUACAACACAGUAAGGAACUCUCUUGGGGACGUGGGUGGCGCUGUGGGUUAAACCACAGAGCCUAGGACUUGCCGAUCAGAAGGUUGGCGGUUUGAAUCCCCGCGACGGGGUGAGCUCCCGUUGCUCGGUCCCUGCUCCUGCCAACCUAGCAGUUCGAAAGCACGUCAAAGUACAAGUAGAUAAAUAGGCACCGCUCCGGCGGGAAGGUAAACGGCAUUUCCGUGUGCUGCUCUGGUUCGCCAGAAGUGGCUUAGUCAUGCUGGCCACAUGACCCGGAAGCUGUACGCUGGCUCCCUUGGCCAAUAAAGCAAGAUGAGCGCCGCAACCCCAGAGUCGGCCACGACUGGACCUAAUGGUCAGGGGUCCCUUUACCUUUACCUAAGGAACUCUCUAUAAAUUGGUAGUAGUGACAGUACAUAAGAACUCUGCUAAAUCAAACUCUCUAGCCCGGCAUCCAAUUUUCAAAGUAGCUUUUCCUUAGUGUAUGUCUGCAGUAUCUGAUAUUCAAUAGUAGCAGCAGCAGUGAUGUCUCCUGUUUGUGUUAUACACAUCUAAUGCUCAGGAAAUGUUUAUGUAAACCAUGACUUGACAUAAGUAUAAUGAUUUGCCACUUUAAAGGAGCCUGAAUUAGUUAUCAUUGAGGGUCCAGUUUCCUGUCAGUGUGGAUCUUGAUUAUUAUGGAAGCAUUAACAGGUAUCUUAAACCAGUUGCUCUGAUCAGAGCCUCAUUUUUCUAAGAGAGAGAGAGAGAGAGAUGCUUUUCCUGCAUUUGUGAGCUACGUGAAUUGUUGACUCUAGACAUCUUUAAAAUACCUUGCAUAUUCCAACCUGUAACCCUCCCCAUAAGGUUUUUUGCACUUUCUAAACUUUUCCUCUCUUCACAGAACAGAUGAAGCUUCACACUAUGAUCUCAAGUUCACUGACGUGCAUUUUAAACCUGGUCAAAUCCAAAGACACUUUGUUGAAGUCCCUUCUGGAGCAACGUGGGCUGGUAAGCCAAAUUAGGUAGCAAAUUGUCUCCCUGAAUACUUAGGGAACUUAACCCAAAUGUAUGCUGCCGAAAAGUUAUUGUACGGUUUAAAAACUGAGUGAAACUUUCUGUAUUUGCAUGUCACUUUGAGUCCAGAUUUUAAGUUGUCACUGCUUAAUUCUGCACCUGUUUGGAAUUUGUGUUAUACAGUACAUUAAAAGAUAAUCAGUGUAUCCUUUAUCAAAGCUUUAAGCACACACUCGGCCUGCUAGCUUCAGAGGAGUGAGUCAGAGGCCCAUAGAGCACUAGGACUAAAGCUGUGCCUUUUCUCUUGCCUAGAAGUAACAGUAUGUUCCUCAUCACCUGAUGUAACUGCCAAGUUUGUUCUCCAUGCGGUUCAACUAGUAAAGCAAAAGGCGUACCGAAGCCAUGAGUUCUACAAGUUCUCUUCAAUACCAGAAAAGGGAUCAGUUACUGAAGCUUUUCCUGUCCUAGUAAGUGGCCUUGAAUUCAGAACAGAGUUAAGUGCUGCUGUAUAGAGUGCAGUAAUAGGCAAUGAUGACUUGCUGAAUAUUGUGGUGGUGUUUUUUUUUAUUAAAAAAAAUUCUAGCUACUCCUGUGGGCCCCCUGCUUCGAUGUCAAAAGGGGUUUGUGACCUCCUGACUCCUCCAAUUUUGUCAUUAGAAAAUAAGAGAAUGGAACUUAAUGAAUAGUGAAUGGUUAAAUAAAAGAUAUAAAAAAACUGAUCAGAAAGUUGUAAACUGCAAUUUUGGCCAUGCCGAUUUUCAUAUGCAGCCCCCAAAUGGUUGAAGAUGGGUCAGUGCUGCUCUCGGCCCAGAAAAUGUUCGCCUUUCUGCCCUAGAUUAACAUUAUGGGUUCAUUUUAUGAAUAAAGUGGCUAGCCAUUUAUAGUUUUCCUAAUAGAAUCUGUGUGGGCUAAAUCUGAAGUUGUCUGCCUAUGGCAGCCUGUUGUUGCAUGACUAAAGCAUGCACAUAGUAAUUAGAGUUGGAUGAUAAUGGAUCCUUUAAGGUAGUUUUGCAGCCAAGGUAUUGUUGUUUUUGUUUUUAAGUAUUCUGAGCUGCACUGGAAUUCUAGUUUUUUGGGGGGGGGUGCCUCGUAAAGAAUGAAAGUCAGAUAUACAUCUAAAUCUUAUUUUUCCCCCCUAUGAAGGGUGGAAGAACAAUUGAAUUUUGCAUUGCCCGUUGGUGGGCAAGCCUCAAUGAUGUCAGCAUUGAUUACACCCUUUCCUUCCAUGGCAUAGUUUGCACUGCUUCUCAAUUAAACGUUGUGAGUAUCAUUCCAUGUUGUCUUUAUUUUGCUUUAUGGUUCAUUUAAAGGGUGGGAGAAAAUGCUUGGAGAGCUGUGACUUCUUGGUAUGAAAUUCUGUAGUCGAGGUUUUUUUAAAAAAAAUCAUGGAGUGUUAUUUUAAAAUAUGUAUAGGUUGCCUUUCUGACUCAUCCAAGCCUGGCUGACUCAUCGUGGUUGACUUAAUUAUUUAUAUGCUCAUUCUUUUAUCUGAAAUGUGUUCAGCAUUUUAUCGUAACAUAAAUUAUUUGAAAGGUUCAUAUUCGGAGGCUUUGCCGCCUCUCCUGCUUUAUUUGGGGGUUUGGUGUUUUUUUGGGUGCUGCUCCCUUUUCUCCCCUUCCUUGCUCUCCUAAUACCCCAACUUUCCUGCUGUCUCACUGGCUUCUGGCUUCCUGACUUCAGAAUAACUGAAUGUAUUUUUCAUAAAUGUGGUGUGCUUGCAUGCCCGUCUCCUUGUAGAAUUUUCAAGCUUACUAACCCUUUAUUUUUGGGAAGGGUUGUAGGUCAGUGGUAGAGCAACUGCUUUGUUCAAUCCCAGGCAAUCUUGAUGCAGGGCUAGGAAUGUCUCCAGUCUGAAAUGCUGGAGGGUCACCGUAGAAUAUACUGAGCUAGAUAGAUCAAUGGUCUGAGUUAGCUUCCUACGUUCCAGUUCACCAAAUGCUUCUUCAUGUAGACGUUCGCAUGCAUACCACCUAAUUCAUAAUAACGUCCAGCAGAAAAUAAGUCCUAACAAGCACCCCUUAUUUUUUUAGCAUGCUUCGGAAGGCAUCGUGCGCUUUGAUGUUCAGACAACAUUGAGAUAUGAAGACAUUGCACCUUCCAUAAAUCUGAAAAGCUGGGUUCAGACACUAAGGUACAGUAGUUUAAAUCAAAAACCAGGGAGCUGUGUUGAUCCGCAAUAUGUUUUGGCCUAUGUGAAGUGAAGGCCAAACAAGUUUCAAACUAAGCAACUCUUCCAGAGGCUGAAUAGGAAAGUACAGUCAUACCUUGGAUCCCAAACACCUUGGUACUUGGACGUUUUGUCUCCCAAAUGCCGCAGACCUGGAAGUGAGUGUUCCGGUUUUUGAACUAUUUUUGGAACCCGAACAUCCGAUGGGGCUUAUGGGGCUUCCAAUUGGCUGCAGGAGCUUCCUGCAGCCAAUCAGAAGCUGCACUUUGGUUUCUGAACAUUUUGGAAGUCGAACAGACUUCCGGAACGGAUUCCAUUUGACUUCCAAGGUACGACUGUACAGGGAUUUUUACAGGAGGGUAUGAUGUUGAUUCCUAUCUGCAUUUUGUUUCUGUCUUAAAAGUGGCAAUGGUAAAAGCUUCCUGCAGGUGUUGGUAGUGAUUCUGCCUCAGGAUACACAGCAGCAGAGUAGUUAAAUUGGAAGUUCAUGUGUCUAAAACAAUGGGAUUAUUUCCAUUAGUGAUGUAAUGGAAAACCUAAAGCUAGAAUCAUGAAUAUUUAGCAUGACUUGGGCUAAUGAGAGUCACAGUCCUGAGAGCCACUAGCAGAACAGACUAUACUGAACUCCAUUGCUCUGCCCUCUUUAAAAGGCGAGGUUGGAUACCACCCAGGUUUUUUAUGAUGAUAAUUUUAGGUUGUUGGAACUUUAAUUUUAUUGUUUAAAUUUUGUACACCACUUUGCAUGAGAAUUCUUUCAGAAAAGUGGCAUAUGAAAUUUGUGAAAUGUCUUUUUAAAAAUGCAUCAUGAACCUAGCUCCUAAUGCUUAUCAUUGUAUUGCUGAAUUACAGGCCUCUGAGUGCUAAAAUAAAGCCAUUAGGAUCACGGGAUGUUUUGCCAAAUAAUCGGCAAUUGUAUGAGAUGGUUUUGACGUACAACUUUCAUCAAGUAAGUUCGCAUUGUUAAACAAAAAAAAAUACUGUUCUCAUAUGUAGGUUGCAUUUAAUGCAUUUAACUGUAUGUUAAAUAUAAGCUAUGUCCUAAGCUGUGUGUAUAAAGAUGUGGUUUUUAUUAUUGAAUAUCCUCAACAUUCUCUGACUUUUUUCAGCCUAAGAGUGGAGAAGUUACUCCGAGUUGUCCUUUGCUCUGUGAGCUCUUGUACGAGUCAGAAUAUGACAGCCAGUUGUGGAUCAUCUUUGACCAGAAUAAAAAACAGAUGGGGUCAGGAGAUGCUUAUCCUCACCAGGUAUGUUUUGUUUUGUUUUGUUGUUGUAAUGCAUUUUGUGUCUUUAUCUUUGCUUGUAUGUUUUUGCUGUGGACCGCUCUGAUUGAGGGCGGUAUAUAAAUUAAAUUCAAUACAUAUUAUUUUUUAGUUGUAUUUAUCAAAGAAGGGAAAUUGAUCAAAGGGACAAAUGACAGAUUGAACUGAAGUGUUAAGCUCUACUGUUUUGUUUUUUUAAUUCAGGGUUUAUUGUUCACUUUACGAAGUAUUGAUUGUUCUUUGUGCUAAAGAAAAGCUUUAUUUCUCUCUUCCUUAGUAUUCCAUGAAAUUGGAGAAAGGCGAUUACACCGUUCGGCUACAGAUCCGCCACGAGCAGAACAGCGAACUGGAUCGUCUCAAAGACCUUCCGUUUAUUAUCUCUCAUAGACUGUCUAGUGCCCUGAAUUUAGAUAUUUACGAAAGCCACACCCAGGCUCUCUUGGGGAAGAAGAAGGCAAACAGUAUGUCUCUGCCACCAAAACAUAGCCAGCCCUUCUUUGUUUCCACUUUGCCAGAUGACAAGUAAGUAGCUUGCAUCCUCUUACUGUGUUCAACACUUUAUAAAGGUUGGGAACUGUUCAGACUCGGGUAACGAAAGCAGGUGGUCUGUGUUCCCUACGUAUUGCCCUCCAGUGGUCCAGGAACCUCUGUCUCACCCUGUCCCUAGGAAGCAGUUCCUUCUGUGAAAGGCUUGACUAGAGACUGGGCUAGGGGGAUACCCUCAGCUCCUCUUUCUCCAAUCUCCACCGAGAAUAGAUGUGGAUGUUUAGAUCUCUUUUGCUACUCUCCCUACCUAACACAGCAAAGCAAAGAGAGCACAUUAGGCUUGGCUUCACAACUUUUGACUCAGUGUGUGUCUUGCCCCAGUCCUUCGCAGCUUGGGGUAUGCUUUGCCAUAUUUCCCAGUCCCCUGUUACACCAAAUCUCUUCUGUGACCAUUUUACGCGUUGGGCGUUUUAUACUAUGUACCAUUCAUUUUGUGCUAUGGUUCCCUUUUUGUUAGAGUACCUAAAGGAGCAAGUCCAGGCUGUUACCUUGCAGGAUCAUUAACCCUUUCAAAGACUGAUCUUGGAAAGAAAGCGGUGAGUUGUUUUUUUAUAAAAACACCCAAGUUCAUAAACUUGCAUUUUUCAAAAAGAAAACUGCCGUUUACUGCCAUUUUAAAUGGCUGAUAAUUUUCCACGCAGCUCCAAUGCCAAAUACUAGGAUUCUUCUGUUUAAAAAUCAGUUUUUAAUACUUUUAGCUUCAUUUUGAGUGUGUACGUUCGCAAUAACUUCCAGUACUUCAUAUUAUCCAACACUUUAUAUUAUGAGAGACACUGUCAAGACAUACUUAACAUAGUGCUUUUUAUCCAGCUAUUUUUCCCUUUGAUAGUGUACUUUUUUGCACCAUAGAGCACAAAGUCCUAUCUCACUUCCUCUAGAUGUUGGAGGUUGUUAGUCUCCAAUGCUCCCUCGUUUGAUGCUCUAUUGGUGUGAGGUUUCACCUGCCUUAUAUAAUACAAAGCUGUAAAAAGUGAUCUGGCAUCCUUUGUAUUUAUGCAGAGAUCUAGGAAAAUAAUAUUCUCCCUCAAACAGAUUUUCAUUAAGGAUACAAACCAGUAAGCUUUGCCCCUGAGCGAAUAUGUGUUCAUUUCAGUGAUUGCAGUAACAAUAGUGUUUGCUGGAUUGUGCCCGAGUCUGGUUGCAAAAGUUAAGUCAUUUUCUUUUUUGCUCACUUCACAUUUUUAAGGAUUACUUUUUUAAAAAUCUACUCUGUGUUGAGCAGGCUAGAGGUCACUUUCUAAUAGACAUAAAUUCCUUCAUUCUAAAAGGUUAGGUAAGUGAGCUAAAUGUAAUAGGAUUGUGAGAAGGUACGACAAAAUCUAAGACAUUUCUAGAGGUCAGCAUCAAUAUAAUUGUGAUCCAGGAACUCUCUCAGCAGCCUUAUACUUCAUUUUUAAAAUUAAAUCGCCUUCCAAAUAAGCUUCUUGGUCAGAGCUGGCCAAUUAUGGAAAAGGGUCAUUCGUCAGUUUCAUAUUGGACUUGUAGAUUUCUUAUGCCAUGUUGGAGUGGGAUCGGGGGGCGAAUUAGGGAACCACUUGCCAAUUGUACCUUCUGGCCACACCGUGGCAGAAAAGAGCGGAGCCAUUAGCAACAGUGGCCAAAAAUAGUGGUGUUAUUCUCCCUACACUUAGGGUUUUUUUGAGCUGGUUUUACCCAUAUAGAAUAUUUUUCUGCCAUCCUGGCUCGCUUUUCUGCCUGCUUGCAUCAGUACAGGUGGAAGGUGAUAUUAGCAAUUAAUAGUGCUUACAGAAGAACAGUGCCUCCAGCUGUUUUUGGACUACAACUUCCAUCAUCCUUAGCUAGCAGAACCAGAAGUCAGGGAUGAUGGGGAACACUGCAGUAAAGUAUUAACAGUCGAUUACUCUACUGCAGUAGAUUAACAGUCGAUUCUACCCCAGCUCAUUUUCUUCUGGGCUGUAAAUAUUUUAUCUACCAGUGCUAAAGGAUUACCGUUGUAGCACAUUUUGGUGAAGUACAGCCAGAAGAAAAAUGGGUCAGAACCUGACAUAUUUUUGAAGAUGCUUUCAAGACCAGUGGUCACGAUCCGCUCGCCAAAGAGCAGUCACUGAGAAGACAAGUUGGUCUCAAGGGAGCACCUUAGGCUAGGUCAUAUAGAUAUUUAAAGAAAUUUAACACGGUGGCCAUAGGCUUACUUAAACAGGCCUAAGUGCUUUGCCCUAUAUCUUCCUGACCUUAUUUUUUGUGUGUUUUGAUGCUAAAGAAAUAACUUCGUUAACGGCGGCAGUGUUGUGUGCGGGAAAAGCUGUUGACCAAGGAAGGCAAGGUAUAAUGUAUGAGCAUGUCAAUGUGUGCUUAAUGAUUUCAAGAGAACCAAAGUCUCAAGCUGACUUGAACAUUUGGUCAGAAUUUCUCCACACAGUCCUGUUGCAGAGUGUUAAAAACAAUAGCAUCCAUCAUGUUGCGUUCCUGCUACAACCAGCGGCAUAUUCAGUGGGAGACAGAAAUUGAGAUGUUCAAUUAGUUAGUGGGGUUUUUUUUAACUUGGGACGGGGAGCAGCUCCCGUUAACUUGUUGCUAAAUAAUUGAGAUUGCCACAUUCACUUUAUGGUGGCCAUGUCAAAAGCUCAAUUUGUUUAGCUCUCUUAACAUUCACUUGCUUUUUUAAAAACAACAACACCUAAAGUGUAACAGGAUACAUUAGUUUUAUUCUAAUAUGCUCAAAUAUUAUCUUAUAAGCAAUAUUUAAAGGGAACAAGGCACUGACUUUUAGGUCCCUGAGUAGAGAACAAAAACAUGACGGAGGAGGUGGCUCCAUUCCACAGAGUUUUGUGCAUGUGUUCUUACAGUGUGUUAUUCUAACUCCCAGGGGCAGUCUGCAGCAAAGCGACAAGGAAAGUUUAAAAAGGUACUGAUCGUCAGUUUUUGAAAGAUGUGCUUAAGUCUUUUUGCAUAUGACUUAAAGUAUUAUACUGAGUUGACUUCUCUGUAUUCGCAGUUGCCUUUAAUACAAAAUGAACCAUGCUUCUUGAGCAUUGCCUCUUUUUUGGAAUAGUGACUCAUUAUAAUAUAGCAGUGGUAAUGGGCGUACACGUAAAAAUUGGACUUUGCCCUGCAGAAUCCAUUUGUUUCAAAGGGAAUUUUCUCCUAUCUAGCUACUCCAACCCACGAGACUAUCCAUCAGCCACAAAGAUGAGAUGAACUAUACAUACAAUGUUCAUACAGUGUUGCCAUUUGAAAGCCACCAUUUGCAGGUCAGGACUAUAAGGCCCGCCAUGAGAUUCUCAUAAGGCCUGCCAUGGGUUCCAGUUGGGCCUGCAAGGGCAUUUUUCCCAAACCACACCCAAAUGCCCACAUACGACAUCAGGCCCAGGACAGGUGGAGUUGCAGCUGCCAGUGCCUUAAAGUGCUUUCCCAAUUGUGCAUUGGCAAGGGAGGCUUGUGGUUGAGGGAGUUUAGUCAGUUGCGGCAGAAAGUUAAACCCCAAAUUGGUGCCUGUCAUUGACUUGAAUGCUCUGUGGAGCUCUCCGUUCUUUAAGCUCUAUGGAAUCAGCUGCGCUGAGUUUCUCUUAUUGGAGGAGACUCUGCAGUCAGCCAGUCCUUGAAAGGAGUUGCAAAAUGCUGAUGGUCAACUCUUUGCAAGCUCUGCAUGAUGUCCCCAUGAUUGCAAGCACUUUAAAGCAUCCAUCACCUGAUUAGCCCACCUGUCUAAUUUGGCCUGCAAAGGGUAUGAGAAAUUGAGAUUUGGCUCACCAUUCAUAUCUGAUUUGCCACCCCGAUCUGGCCCAGUGUUGCCAGCUUUUAGAGACCACCUGCUUAGUGGGUCGUGGAAGGAGGUCUUUCCCAUCACCUGCUAUGUGGGGUUGUCAGAGAUUGAAGGUGCGACCUUCUCCACGCAGAGAAUUUACUCUGAUCAUGGAGCUGUGGUGGCCCAGUGCAUUUUCUUAACACAGCUCUCCCCUUUACAUUAUCAUUGUCUGGGUUAAAUGAUUGCAACGACCAGUGCAAAUAUUAUGAUAGAGCCAUCGUGAUCUAGGCAGAGGGAAUGUUACUCCUGGUCCCCCUUGCUGAACAGACGCUUCCUGUUCUGCUAGCAACAUUUUGUGGAAUAGAAUUUAAAUCUGAUUGCAUCUGAUCUAGAUUAUUAUAACAGUGUGAGAUUGUAAAAGAAGAGGGGCCCUGCGCAUUCAUGGUCUCAGAAUCUCUGUAUGUGCUUGGCAAAUGAAACUGAGCGAACCCUGUGCUUCCUAUGCAGAGGUUUGAGGUUGCUGUGGAGUCUGAGAAAUAUUUCCAGAAGGUGCCUUCAGUCUUCUCUUGGAACGAACAAUAUUAGUAGCCUGCUCUGUUUUGUGUUCUUGUGGUGAGGGGGGAUGUAGCAAACUGUUCAAGAGCAGUCUACCAACAGAUGGAGACAGCAGGUGAAGAUUACAGGGUCAUUACCAAUGUUGUUUUAAGCAUUUCUUCUCACUUGUUGUGGAUUAGCACUGUCCUGCUUGAUUUGUGCUACUUUUUAAUGCCAGGAGAUCAUUGCUGUUUUUCAAGUGGGCAGUUCAUUUAUUGUUCAGGAGACCUCGGUGACCUUUUUGCAUUGAUCCCAUAAACCAGGGGCAGGAAACCUAUCCCUUCAGUGAGGAGACACUUACCAGAAAACGCUAACAUGUUUUCAACUCUACAUACUAAUUUAAUUUGAUCAUACUGUGGCUUCUGAAUUUGUACUGUGAUGGUGGUGGUGCUGCUGCCGCUGCUGAGUUUAUAGCCUUUAGAAGACAUUGUUCAUCUGUUGCUUGAUAGCAUAAUUCCUAAAAGUGAUUUCCAUUUGCCUGGGUCUGUUGUACCUUGGGGAGACUUCUCAUGGAUUCUUGCAUUUUGAGGGCAUUCGUGUUAUAUAAUGCUGCUGGAAUUAAUAUUUUGAAAGAAGAAUCACAUGUACAUAACUAUGCAUUCACAUAAUUUCCUCUGAAGCCGUGCAUGCAACAUAGCUUCGUGACUUUCUCUUUGAGCACCGCAAAUCUCAGCUGAUAAGUUUCCUCCUAGUUGCUGUUCCCAUUCUUUUUUUUUGUUUUGUUUGUGAAAGUGUUUAUAUACAGCCGUCUCAUGAAAUAUAAGAUCAGGGAAGAAAAAAAUAUGUACAAUAAAACACAAUUGAAAGCAGAAUCUUUGAGAUGACUGGCUAAAUUUUAAGCAGCUGCAUGGGCCUCCUGGAACAGUUCUAGAGAACUGGGCAGAAAAGCAGUGGUCUGGCUCUGAUCCUUGUCUUUUAGGAAAGGGAGAGCAGUUUCCCUUUUACAUGAGUCUACUUCACACAUUUCACUGAUUCACACUGGAGGCUGUGUGUUGGUUGGGGAGAGCUCAGGGAUGAAACCUACUCUCUGGGGAGUCAAUAGACCCCAACUGAGAUGUUCUAAAAAGAGAUGGAUUUGGCAGGGACUCUGAUUUAGUGAAAGCAAGCUGCUGUACAAGAGUUCAACAAACCAAGGAUGGUAUUCUGUAGUCAUACUUUGUGUGUUUUUCCUUCAGCGGAAAAUGGUGGUGUGAAUAGUUGCCUUUUUUCAGAAACCUAACAUGUAUCAAGAUAAAAGGUUGUAUUCUGUGUAGCAUCAAGCGGUUUGCUGUGUCGGCAUAAGAACAGUCUUCCCCCCAUGUUGACCCUUAGCCUGUUCUAGGGUUUCCCCCCAAGCCUCUAGUGUAAAUUUGGAGAUGGUGCAGGGCAUAUGCAGGAUGGGAAAAUCCUGUUGCGCUAUUGCUAAUCCCUGCACUAGUGCAACUACUUAGUUAAAUACUGCGCACAGGUAGUUAUUGUUAAAUUUGAGGUUUCACCAUGUUGGGGUUUGACGCCAAUGCCAUUGUAAUGAUCUUUUUUAAAACAAAAAACAAAAAAUUAAAUACCUACUUGAACUAUGUGAUCAUGAGAAUUAUGACAGUGCAUAACAGGAUGGGAAGAUUAUGAUAAAUUAUUUUUUCCCACAGCUGGACUUUUCUGGUCAGGUUUUUCAUCUGAACAAAAUUCCACCGUGUUACUGCACCAGACAUAAUUUGUUUGCUCUGUUGGACAGCUGCAUCUGAUGCAUUUUCCUUUAUUGGGGGGAAAAAGUUAGAAAGGGAGUGUGAGGUUUUGGAAUCAAAUAAGGCACAACACAUUUUAAGUCCGUCUGUUGGGGUCUCUGUGAUGGAAUGAAUGUGUAAGUCUGCUGGCUGAAAUUACUUUGGAUCACAAUUUUAAAGGCUUAGGUGAAUAUACUCAAUCAUUUGAGCUACUCCUUGAUCAUUGCAUAAGCUUACCUUCUUGUGCGGCUUCAGACAUAAGCAACCGCUCCCUUUUACUACUGCAUUGCUCUUUCAGAAGUAUAGUGUCAAUAGAUGUGUGAAACAGUCCCUGGAUAGGGUUGUACUUCUCUUAGACCAAGUGAGCAGCAUACAGGUGCAUUCGGACAUUGGGGCUGCCUCUGAAGACAGUUGGGCAGUUGCAUCGUCUGCCUGGAUGCUAGUGGGGGGCCAGAAAGUCACAAAACAUAACUCCAGUUUUGUGCCGGUCACACCGGCUUACCAGUCUGUGCCCAGUUCAGAGUGCUUGUCUUUAACCUUUAAAGCCCUAAGGGCCUUGUGAGCAGCUUAACUGAAGGACCAUCUUUGCCCAUAUAAUCCUGCCCAUAUGCUAAGGUCUGCUUCAGGAGUGUUUCUGGGGUGCCUGCCAUCACGUUCCAUUAGGCUGGGGUGCGCGAGAAAUGGGGCCAAUUACUUACAGUCCUAGAACUGUGGAACUCCAUGUUUUUGACUUGCGUAUCUGUAACAGCGUGCAGGCAAACACUGGUGACCUUUCUCUUUAACUGAGAUUACAAUUCACUUGUGUGUUUACAGAGCAAUUUUUUACAAGUACUCUGUAUUCUUGCUGAUGUGAUUAUCAUGCUUGUAUCUUGCUUUGCUCUUGUUUGUGUAGCGUAGCCCUAAGAAAAAAUACUUGGAAAUAAAUGCGAGAGAAUAUGGCUGCGCUUUGAGUACUAUGCUUCCCCCCCCCCCCCCCACUUCUGCAGGAUAUAAUUCCAGUUCACUAUCAUCUGAUCCCAUCACCAAUAAAAAGUAAGAAUGGCAACAAGGAAAAGGAGAAAGAGCCUGAAAAGGAAAAAGACGCAAAGGAUGAAUUUGCUGAAGCUUUAAGAGACCUGAAGAUACAAUGGAUGACUAAGUAAGUUUCUGUUAUUCUCCUAGUGUCAAAUUGCAUCCUUCAAAGAACGGAUUUAUUAAUGGAGUUUAUGUCCCUUUUCCAUGGUCUGCUACCCAGGGACUGCUCCGUCAGCAGCUUCAUUCAUACUUUUUUCUCUUUAGGCUCGAGACCAGUGACAUGUAUAAUGAAUUGAAAGAGGCCUUCCCUAAUCAUCUGCCCUUGUAUGUUGCAAGACUUCAUCAGCUGGAUUCUGAAAAGGUGAGAAGCAUUUAAAAGAAACACCAAAAUUGCACUUGGCAGUUUUAAGUCUGCUCUCGGCCACAUAUUUGUACUUCACGUAUCUUAAGCUUUGAAUUCAGUUCUCUGGGCAGCCUGGAAUAGCGAACCCUCGUACCUACAGGACAGCCUCUCCUGGUAUGCCCCGUGGAGGACCUUAAGGUCCAUAAAUAACAACACUUUGGAGGUCCUGAACCUCAAGGAGGUUAGAUUGGUCUCAACUAGGGUCAGGGCCUUUUCAGCACUGGCCCCGACUUGAUGGAAUGCUCUGUCACAAGAGACCAGGGCCCUGUGGGAUUUGACAUCUUUCUGCAGGGCCUACAAGAUGGAGCUGUUCCACCUGGCCUUUGGCUUAGACUCACUUUGACCCCUUAUAUGGGAUUUGGCAUAUAAAUUUUCCCUUUGCUUUUUUGCUGGCCCAUGUAGGACCAGCAUGGAUAACUGGCCCGGGUGAAUAUCUGAUGUUUCCUCCCUUUAUGGUCUUGAUUUAUGAGCUACACUAAAAUGAGGCUGCAUUUUAAGCUGUAUUUUAAGCUGUAGUUUAAUUAACUGUUUUUGUUUUUUUCUGUUACAUUUUAUUUUAAUUUAUAUUUGGUGUUAGCCGCCCUGAGCCCGGCCCUGGCCGGAGAGGGCGGGCUAUAAAUAAAGAUUUAUUAUUAUUAUAACUUAAAUUUUGUUCAGGGGAUUAGUACUUAUACAGAUCAGUGCUUUGGUGAGUUUGAUGCAUAAGAGCAGGAGUUGGAGAUCAGAAAUUGGCAGUACUGAGAAACAAGCAGCAGAACGUUUUAAUUUUCCGGAAUAUUCUGUGACUGGUUUUAAGGUGGUCACCCUUGAAUAAAGGUACUCCAAAUGAAAAUUCCAGUGUGAAGCAACUAAAGCAAAAUAGAUUGGGCGUUUCAGUUCUGCCACAUGUAGCUCAAGCCACAAUCAUACAAUUUUAUCAUGCUCAUGUGUUAAAUUAGCUUCUCAAUACCUGGAUGUUUAUAAUCGCUAACAGUGCCCUGUUUGCUUCUUGGUAAUUAUCUGCUUGGUAAUCCUCUUGCAUUUUCCUCCCCUCAGACUUAGUUCCCCCUAAAUUCACCACCAUAUAUAUGUACAUAACAUGGGGCGUAAUGGUUGGGCAAGGACCUGGGAGAGCAGGGUUUGAAUCCCCACUCAGCUAUGAAGCUCACUGGGUGACCUUGGGCCAGUCACCAUCUCUUGGCCUAACCUACCUCACAGGAUUGUUGUAAGGACUAAAUGAGGAGGGGGAGAAUCCUGUACAUCACCUUGAGAUCCUUGGAAGAUAAAGGUUGUCUAUAAAUGUAAUAAAUAAAAUAAUAGGUUUCCCAAUUUAGGAUUGCCUUUCCUUCAUUUGAUGAAGUUGUCCACAAAAGCCUAUGCCAUAGUAAGCCUGUUAGUCUUUAAAGUGCCACAAGAUUUUUAAAGAGUGUUGAUCUUUAAUACAGUGUUACAUAAACCUCUUUGGCCUUUCCCUCCAAUACUGCUGAAAACUAGUAACCACCAGCAAUAUUUUAUUAUCCCGGUAUUACAGCAAGAGGGGGACGCGGGUGGCGCUGUGGUCUAAACCACAGAGCCUAGGGCUUGCCGAUCAGAAGGUCGGCAGUUCGAAACCCCACGAUGGGGUGAGCUCCUGUUGUUCGGUCCCUGCUCCUGCCAACCUAGCAGUUUGAAAGCACGUCAGAGUGCAAGUAGAUAAAUAGAUGGCGGGAAGGUAAAUGGCGUUUCCAUGCACUGCUCUGGUUCACCAGAAGCGGCUUAGACAUGCUGGCCGCAUGACCCAGAAGCUGUACGCCGGCUCCCUCGGCCAAUAAAGCGAGAUGAGCGCCGCAAACCCAGAAUUGGUCACGACUGGACCUAAUGGUCAGGGGUCCCUUCACCUAUUGCAGCAAGAACUUAAACUGGUAAAUGACAGAAACAUAUUCAAGUUGCUUCUUUUAGGGCUUUAUGUUGAAUAUGUUUUCCCCCAAUAUUGUGCAACAUGAUUCCUGAUCUUGUGUUAUUGGGUCCAUGACAAAGGUAUUGAAUAGUUAUGUUAGCCUAUUAUUGCAUUAAUGUCUCUUCAUGCAUGAGUAAUAAUGCAAUGUGCUUUGUUUGUUUCCACUAGGAAAGAAUGAAAAGGUUGAACGACAUUAUUGAGGCAGCUAAUACGGUUAUCUCACAUAUUGAUCAAACAGCCCUCGCCAUUUAUCUUGCUAUGAAGACAGAUCCCAGACCUGAUGCUGCUACUAUAAAAAAGUACCUAACCAGUAAAUACUUUUUCCUUGCAUCUUAUUUCUGCAACUUGGCCUAAGGCUGUCCCCACUUUGUAGCUUCAAAGAUUAAGUCACUCUAAAGCUGAAAUUAUUUUAAAGAUCAAUUCCGUGAUCCUGAUAGGACAACUGUGACCACCAACCAACAUAAUGUCCAUUUGUUGCAGUGAGCCUUAAUGUGUUGAACUUUUUGUGUUGGAUUGUGGCCAGUGACAAUUAGAAGCAGCUUUGAAUUGAAGCUUCUUCUGUCCUAAAUUUUAGGAUGAAAUGGAUGGUAGUGGCUGGGAUUUUUAUUAUGGGUGUUGUAAGUGGUUAGAGACCAUGAUCUGCAUGAGCAAUCAGGCAAGAGUCUUAAGUUCAGAAUUGAAAUCCACAGGUUUUCUAAGCAGCAGCUUGUGAACUAUUAUUCAAUACAGAACGCUGAAAUAUUCAGAAUAAUUACUGGACUGAGUUAAGACCAGAAAUCUUGCAUUGGGAAUACAUUAUAACUCAGCCUCCCCCACCCCUCCAGAUGUUUUAGAUCACAACAUUUGUUUUGCUAGUAAGAAUAUUGCAUAAUGCAACGCAUCCUUUUAUUUAAAGCUUGCAAUAGUCCUAUAUGAUAUUAAUUGAAAACCUUUGACAUCAGUUAUAUUUCACCAUCUUUUUAAAACAUGUCUUAAGUAUCAAUUUCUUAAAUAACUAUAUGAAUUACCUUUAAAGAUUUCAACACCAAACAUUUAAAUGAAUUAUAUAAAUGGGUAGAAAUUCAGUUCCCUUAGAGCAGCAAGCAAUCUGUCCUUAAAUCUGUUGUUCCAUAUAUGAACGAGAUUGUCAGGUUCCAUUUAUUCAUUUACUCCCUUAUUAUUUUAUAUGUACAAGUCAUCCCUGUCAACUGCCAAAUUUCCAGCUGUCCCCAUAUCUUUCUAAUUUUUUCCAUUCUCAGAACUUGGCUAAUUUUUGAAAAGCAUGUGUACUUGAAAGCAAACUGCAAGCAUUUUUACAUGAGCUGUGUACCAAGCAGGCCUUGACCCUCCCCGCAAGCAAGGCAGAGAGAUUACCAGACUCUGGGAUGCUCUCAAGGGACCUUGCGUGGCCAUCUGAGUUUCCAUGAGAUCUCACGAAAGCGCCCCAGAGCCCAGUAAGCCAGUUGGAAAGCUUAAAAGUUCUUCCAUGCAUUUCAUUUGCUCAAUUUCAGCUUUGUAAAGCUGAAAUCACGCAUGCUAGAAGCCAACCGGAUAAGUAACAAUACAACCUUUAGAAGUCAUCCGAAGGCAGCCCUGUAUAGUGAAGUUUUUUUUUAAUGUUUGAAGUUUUAUUAUGGUUUUCGUAUAUGCUGGAAGCCUCCCAAAGUUGCUGGGACAACCCAGUCAGAUGGGCAAGGUACAAAUAAUAAAAUUAUUAUUAUUAAGCUAAAUUUGCAUAAGUUAUGAUUGUAUUGUAGUAGAUUAAUUCUGUGCUCAUCAUGUAUGCCCAAAUAGGAACACUGUGUAUUUUAUAUAACUGAAUUAUUAUUUCGACUGCGUCAGACCAACAUGGCUACCUAUCUGAAUCUUGAAUAAUUAUUAUUAUUAUUAUUAUUAUUAUUAUUAUUUAACUAUACAGCCUUUAGAAGCCAUGUGAAGGUUUUUUUUAAUGUUUUAUUUUGUUUUCAUAUAUGUUGGAAGUGGCUGGGGCAACAGACGGGUGGGGCACACAAAUAAUAAUAAUAAUAGUAAAUAAUUGAAUUUAUAUACUGCCCUAUACCUGCAGGUCUCAAGAAAUAAAGUCAAAAUAUAAAAUCACAAAAUGCAUAAUCAAAAUAAAAUCAACUAUUAUUUAUUUAUUUAUUUAUUUAGGGUGCUUGUGUCUUCCUUGCAACUUAGCAGUUUGUGUUCUUGUUAUCUAAAUAUAAUAGAUAGUUAAGUUUUGGCAUGUAUAUAAAAUAACCAGUUGUUGAAGUAUUUGGGAGUAAUGGGGAUGGGACCCUGCAUAUACACCUAUUAUAAAUGAUUUAUUAUUCAGUUUGUGCACCUCAGGACACUCUUUCUAUAUAAAAAAGGGCAUGCUUCACUGCAAGUGCUGUCAUCCUCUUGUGUGCUUCCCAUUUAGUGAGAUGGACAAGCAGAAAUCUACAUUAGUGGAUGCUCUCUGUCGGAAAGGAAGUGCGUUGUCCGACCAAAUCCUGCAGUUUCAGGCCCAAGAAGGAGCUGUGUCAGGCGUUGCAGAAUCUAAAGAUGACCACCAGGAGGGUGGCUUGGAUGCUCUGGCAGAAACUUUCUGGGAAAUAACCAAAUGGACUGACCUGUUUGACACCAAGGUAUAUGGAAUUGGGGGAGCAAAAUUAGAUUCCUAUAACUGGAGGAGGGAAUCCUUCCUAUGCUGCUUAUAGAGACUGGUUUUCUAUGUAGUCUCAACUUUAGCCUUUGGUAAAGCAUUGGGGUUUUUAUUAUUAUUUUGGCCGCCUAAACUGUGUAUUCAUACACAGCAGAGAAUGCCAACAAAAUAACUGAAAUCUCUCAUUAUUGGUUUUUAAUGCAAAUUUGUAGGAUUGCAGCCAUUCGCCACAGCCAACUUCGUGGGGUUUGUUUGUUUGUUUUUUGACAAAAGCCUUACAAUUUUUCAUACUGUAGAUAACAAAAGCAUACAAUCAAAUCUGCAGAAAAAUAGUCCAGUUUUUAAAAUCGUGAAUGUUUUCAUAAGUGUAAGCAUUGUCUUGCUACAUCAGGCCAGAAAUGGUUUUGUACAGCCUUCCACUUGCAAGCCUCGCCAUCCAGGCAAUGACGAUUCCCCUCUUGGCUCUUCCACCUCUGUGUUUGGAUUUGAUAUCCCGCUUUAUCAUGCCCGAAGGAGUCUCAAAGGGGCUAACAUUCUCCUUUCCCUUCCUCCCCCACAACAAGCACUCUGUGAGGUGAGUGGGGCUGAGAGACUUCAGAGACGUGUGACUAGCCCAAGGUCACCCAGCAGCUGCAUGCAGAGGAGUGGGGAAUCGAACCCAGUUCACCAGAUUACAGUAUACCACACUUAACCACUACACCACACUGGCUGGUCCCCUAGUUCUUUGGGCCUGUUGCAGCCUUCACCAACCCAGUGAAUCAUGCAGCUGCUGGGAGUUGUAGCCCAAAGUGUCGGGAGAACAAAGUGUUGGAAAUGGCUGCUUUCCUGUAACUAAGCUUAAGUUAAGCACAUGUAGCUGAAAUAGUGUUGCCUUGUUUCCCUGGUGUUGAAUUUGAAAUGGUAAUCUCUUCAGGGCCUGGGACCUGUCCUCUUGCAAACUCCGCAAAGUGCCUGAUGGUACAAUGUAAAAUAACUUCUGUUCUUACAAAUAUUUAAUUUUGGAGGGAUCCUACAGCCUCACAGCUUUUGCUUUAGCAGCUUUAAGGAAUGAUUAACGUUAGGGCAGCUUCAGCCACCUAGGUGUGAAAUGGUCUUGUCUUCCCCAAACCUCUUGCACUGCUGGUGUCAAGUCUGAAAUAGAACAGGGGCUGGUGAAUUUUGGAGACCGAGAUGUUUGCCUGGCUUACAAAUCUCACCUUUUAUUUUGCACCCCGUGUAGGUUUUACCAUUUGCCUAUAAGCACGCCCUGGUAAAUAAAAUGUACGGCCGAGGUCUCAAAUUUGCAACAAAGCUUGCGGAAGAGAAACCUACCAAAGAAAACUUGAAGAAUUGCAUACUGGUAAGUAAUCUCCAUUAUUACCUAGGCUAACUCAAGGCUGCAUGCAAGUUUUGUUGGCAUUUCUGGUAGUUUAUGAAAAGGUUACAGCUCCCCCAAAAAGGUAGAGAAUCAGGUGUGUGCAUAUGUAAUCCCCCCUCCCCUUUUGGUACUUCAUAGAAAGCAGUUUUUUAAAAAGUCAACAUUUUUUAGUGGACUUUGUUUAAUCGUGGAAGGUGUAAAAGUGUACUUUAAUUUUUUUCUUCUUUAGCUAAUGAAGUUACUUGGAUGGACACACUGUGCAUCUUUCACUGAAAACUGGCUUCCCGUGAUGUAUCCACCCGAUUAUUGUGUGUUUUGAAAUUGCUGCCAUUGUAAAUCUGAGAUGUUCUUACGUUGUUUGGAUAUAAAGAUACAUUAUAUUACUGGAAUGCAUGUUUUCAUCCAUUAUUGAAUGCUUAUAUCGUGUGUUAUUAAUCAGAGGACAAGGGGGUUGUGUGAGGGUUCGGCUCCUGACAUCAAGGAGCCUAUUUAGGCUUAGAUAUUUAAUUUCUGGGUGUAACUCUUAGUUGCCCUAGAAAUAAAAACGUAUGAACAAAAUGUUUUGCAUACAUCGCAUUGCUGGCAAUGGGUGUUCCGAAAUAGCCAGCUCCAAGGAUUAGGAAAUGAAGAUGGGAAGGUUUCUUGCAUGUGUAUGUGGUUCUUAACUGUUUGUAAUUUUAACCACAAGCCUGUACAAGCGGUUCUUUUUACAAUGAGCAGGGUUUUAACAUUGAAGUUUUCAAUUGUAUGAAGGCCUUAAAAAAAAAAAGCUCCUUUGGAGUAGCUAAAACCUUAUUUAUUAGACUUAACAGUAAUGGAACAUAAUUACCAGUAUCACUUGCAAGAGUUUACAUUUUGAAUUUUUUUAAAAUUAAAAACUUUCACACUCACUGCAAAUGUAUUUUGAAUUGCUGGUGCAAAAGGUGCUCUUGAAUAUCUUCAACUCAGAGAUGCUCUCAAAUAUCCAUGUGUUGCAGAGUAUCGGAUAAACUGAUACAUGUAUAAACAGUCAGUUAACACUUAAAUCAGGUAUUGUAAAACUUAUACAUACAGAUAUGUUAAUAAUGUUUUGGGGGAGGGAAAUGUAAAACUGCUAAAUAAAUGUGCAAAUUUCAAGAUCAAAAACGUGCGCACUCUCAUACUUUUAAUUUUGUUAAUAAUAAAAACAAUUAAACAAAGCUGAGAUCUGUCCUAAUUUUUUCAAGAGUACCUAAAGGGAGGCGUUAGGAAAUCAAUGCUAUUUGCAGAGCUGAUGGAGGGAGGACACACAAUCUAGUCUAUAUGACUUCAUGGAGGCCGAGUAAAAAGUUACAUUUCAGCAUUGUAGCAAAUAUUGGUCACAGCGUAUAUGAUAUAUGCCUGUUAUUGAGACAACAAUUUGGCACUGCUUAUAGAACCAGAGGACUUUUAAAAGGACUCUAUAAAGCUAUAGCAUAGUAGCCCCAUUACCUGGAAUUGGUUUAUCCUUGUAGAAGCACAACCCUACAUUUUAAUCUGAAAUGCUGUGGCUUCAUUACACUACAGUUUAGUCAUGUUACUGGAGUUGCUUUCUGUAGUCACAUGGGAUUUACGGAGUAAAAUGGUCCUCUCUCCUUUCUGUUUCUAGCAACAGGAUGUGGGGUUAAGCUUUCAAGUCCAAUUAAAUCAGUUUUAUGGAAAAGCCUAGGGCAUAACAUCGUGGGUAGCUCCAAAAGGAUGCAGUUUGGUGGUGGUUGAACAUGUUCUGUUAAUCAUAUGGGGCAACAGCUGCAUAAGGAGUAGGAGAGCAUUUACUAAAAUCCACUUAUUUGACCCCCGUUGCAUACGGUCCUGCUUUUUAGGAUUACCCAUUGUUGGGAAAUAGAACCCCAAAGCCAACUUGAAUGCACCAGGCUGUUGUGAAGAAGAGGCUAAGUAACAUCUUUUAAAAACUACCGCUUUGUAAACUUUUAGGCUGCACCUGUUCUAGAUUGUGGCACUCUUUCGGAUCUUAAUUUUCCCUUACUGUGCCUUUGAACAACUUGACAUUUGAUUCUGGAAAUUCUGCUAGCUGCGUGAUAUUGAGAAUGUUGCCAACUCUGUCCAAAAAAUCGUAAUCUGUGCUGAAUCUGAAUUUGUUUGCCCAUAACAAGAUUGUCCCAGGCUGACAAAAGUAGCCUAUGGUGACUAACAGAGCUUCAAGAGCUGUGUGGUGGUACACCAGAUCAGUAGCCACAAUAAAAUCAUAGCGAUGGGUUGAUUUGGGGAAGUCUGCGUGGAGAUUCUCUCCCCAAACCAGCUUUCUUACUUCGGGCUUGUGAACGUUCAGGUUGCGCGUGUUUCUUGAAAUAUUGAACUCCAUAUUUUCAAGGACCUCGGGCAAGUCAGUAGCUGUCACAAAAGCACCUGAAAGAGAAUAAAAAUAAUUAGUCUUCCUUGAUAAUCUGAAGAGAGGCAAGACAGUUCUCUGUUUACAUUUUUGCUGUUCAGUGAUGUAAUCAUUACUGACUCGCUAGGCUUUCUGUCCUCUGCAGGAACAAGCAGCCAUUGCAGUCUCUGGAUAAAACUGCAGGA